CAUUUUAACCUUCGACUGGUACACAUUUAAUAUCGAGCAUGUGUUUGAAAAGGGUACGAAAGUCAAUACACAGUCGAGAGGUGAUAAAUGCUAUGGUUUAAGCAAGAAAAAUAAGCGUUGUAUCGACAGACAGUUCCUGACAAGAGAAGUUUGGUUCAGGAAGAUGGCGGUACAAGUUUCGCCGGUAUUAGAUGGCGGGAAAGAUGUGAUAACCAGUUGUAUAUGUAAGAUUAAAAGUAAGAAUUAUUCUGUCAGUCUGACAAACGGCGAACUAACAUGGCACAUUGCAGGCAACACGCAACAAAAAGGCCUACAAACCGUCAGCACAUUGGACAUACUUUCUGUGUCACUAAGGAGCUCAACAAAACAGGACAGUAACAGUGACAGUGUAUGUGUCUCCUAUGUUAGACAGGAGAAAAAUUUCAUAUUAAAAUCAUGUUCUGUUGUGUUCACAGCCGGUGAUUUACAGUUAAUCGGUAACCUUCAUCAGCAAAUCACCGAUGUGGUCAGAAAUGUUGGACGGAAACCAAAGAGGUUGUUGGUGCUGAUCAAUCCAGUGAGUGGUAGAAGCAAGGGUAGAACUGUCUAUGAACAAAAGGUGGCACCUAUCUUCCGGGAAGCUGGAAUAGACACAGAUGUCAUUGUCACAGAAAAAGCGCAUCAUACGGAGGAAAUAUUAUCAACAUAUGAUAUCAAGUCAAUAAAUGGGUUGGUUUUGGUUGGUGGGGACGGAUUGUACCACGAGGCAGUGAAUGGGUUAAUGAGAAAACUGGCAUCUGAACAAGGUCUUAAUGUGGAUGAUCCUGAUGAAACAUUACCCAGUAUUGAUCUUCCUAUGGGAUUGAUUCCAUGUGGUACUGGAAAUGGGAUAGCACAUGCUUGUUAUGGUAAUUAUGAUGUUACUACGGCAGCAUUGUCAAUCGCAAUAGGCUAUCAAUACCCGGCGAACAUGAUGAGUGUUCACAGUGGCAACAAGCUGAUUGCUUACAGUACCUUGUUGGCAGGUUAUGGGACAUGGGGUGACUUGAUUUAUGCAGCAGAAUCUAGAAGAAGUCAAGGAGUAUUGAGAUAUCCUAUUGCAAUGAUCGAGCAAAUGCUGAUAAAAGCCAUUCGCAGAUUUAGUUUGACAAUAGGGUAUACAAACAAAGAAAUCCCUGUAAAACAAAAUAAUACGGAAGUUGGCAUACAAGCAAAAGACGAAAUGGACAACACAGAUAUUGCUGCUAAUAUGAAAGAAACUCCAGAUAGCACGGCACAACCUGACGCUCCAAGUAAUCAAAGUCUUCAUUCAGCAACAAUAAAAGAGAGUGUGAUUGGGGCAAUAAUAUUUAUGCUGACACCUUCGGAAGCAUUUGCUUCUACUGAGGAGCCGGAUUUGUCACAGUCGGCAAUGUAUUUGAACAAGUCCUCUCGACGCAUGAAAUACAUCAGCUUCCUGUUUCAGCUGAUGACACUUAACUUCAAUGCCAUUGAAAGAAGAGAUGAUAUAACCAUUCUGCCUGGUAAACAAUGGACGUUAAAGUUAGAAGACCCAAGUCAGCCGGAAACAGAAAAUUGGGAACUUGAACACAUCAUGAAUAUUGAUGGCGAGAUUUUUAGAUUGCCUAAACCAGAAUACCAAGCAAAAUUGCUGUCUGACAGAAUAAAAUUGUUCAGCAAUAUGCAGUAUGCAACAAAAAGGGAGAUGAAAAAGAAAUGAUGCAUACAUUUGUAUCAAGAAUUUGUGUUCAGAAUCAAACAUUUUAUCGAAAGGAUAAAUAUAAUUAAUUUAUGUGUUUAGACACAUUAGAACUGGGUACUAGCUAAAGUAUCAUUAAGAAUAGAUAGAAACGGUUUUUAUGUCUUUUAAUAGAUAUAUCAUAUUUUGAUACUAGUUAAAGUGUUGUAUCAAUUUUCUUAAUCAGUGUAUUUAUAUUGUAUUUCCUAGUCUGGUUCGUAGCGUCUUGUUUAUGUCUGUCAGAGGUUUUUGUCUCCUAGAUAUUUAGAAAAAGAUUUACAUCUUUUUACAGAUUAACUAUCACAACAACAAUCUUAAAGUGCCGUGUGGCGGCUGUAAAAAGUCUCUCCCCGUUCUUGGAUUCAGUGUUGUUAUAUUUUCUGGUCCUUUGGGAUCAUGGAGUCCUUUCAAUAGAGGUGUAAUAGAGUUCCGCUUAAGUCGGUGCUGGGGGGGGCGUGAGAGGUGUUGCACAUUUUAUUACCUCUCAUGAACAUACUCAAUCAAACCGAGUCUGCUAUUAUUCUUUCUUGGUUGCAUUGAUCUUUUUACAAUUUUAUUUACUUCAUUCUUAAAUUUGACUGUUCAGCAAGCCUUAAUGCAUUUUGUACAUUUUGACUGAGAUAUGCUCCAUUCAUCGUAUAUUUUCUUCUUAAAGUGAGAUUGUUUGAUAUAUCUUUUAUAUUUGUGAGUUUGACAUUUAAAAAUCAUGAUUCAAAUCAGGGAAAAGCUUUGAACCUCUUCCAAAAUCUGACUUCUGUUUAUUACGAACAUUUAUGUUCGUCACAAUGCUGGUAUUUUGUAUAUACUGAUCUCAACAUUGAUUUAGAACUUCAUUGGAUAUUGACUUGCGAGAACCUAUUUGCAAAUAGCUUUAUUUAAUCGAAGACAGUUUUACUCUAAAGAACUUAAACAAUUUUGUCAUUUGACAUGUAUUUGCUUGUUGUCAAACCAGUUAAGAUUUAUAUUCAUAUUGUCACCUAGCUAAUUAUCAAAAAGAGGGUUAAUAUUCUUUCGCUCAUGGUCAGUCUGUCUGUCCGUCAGUCGGUAAACCAACUGGUUUUCGGUCAUUUACUAGAGAAUGCUUUGUCAAAAUUCACAUGAUGAUUGCCUACAACAAGUGAAUGGCUCCUAUUGUUUUAAGGUCAGUAGGUCACUCGUAGGAUGAUUGCCUAUGGUAUGUUGAUGACUCUGUCAUUGUGAGUGUCAGUAUUUCAAGGAUCAAAAUUACAAUGACUUCUAGACUGAUAACGGUUUCUUUUCAAUAAGAGGAUAAUCCUUUCCGUAGGUCUCGGGUCAAGGCCACAGUGACCGUAAGCCUGAAAAUGGUACAUGUACUGUUGUAUGGUUUCUGUUCUUGAAACAUGGCUGUUUCUACUAGCUGGAUCUUUGUUCGUAUGUUAGCUGCGUCUGAAUAGCCACUGUUGCAUUCCAUCGUUCCAAAGGAUCUUUUUAUACUUUUAUUAAUGAUAAUAGAGGUAUUAGUUAGGAGGAUAAAGAGAAACUGAGAAUGGUGCGAAAUAAAGGUCUCACAUGAAUGCAACGCAGACACUCGGUGCGAAUACAGUUGUCCUCCUUAUUCUUCAAAUUGUCAAGCUAAUAAUCUUAUACAUGGGAAGUUAACGGUUGUAAUAUCAGCCGUAAUAUACCAUUUAUAGAGCUUUAUAGACAGUAUUAAUGUUCUAUGCGUAAUAACUGGUAGUAUUUGAACGCAUUAUAUCAUCCCUGUUAUUUAAGGCCAUCUGAACUAGAACUUUAGGCUGAGUUACAUGUAAAUGCGGGUGGUUUAGCAUCUGUCGCCAAUUGCUCUUCGUCUUUUCCUUAAAGAUCAUUUCCUUCGAUAGCUUUUGCCAACCCUGCACCAAACUUUGACUUUAAUAUCCUUGCAUCGGCUUUCUUCAAGUUUACUUAAAAUGAUUCCUUUUGACUGAAUUUACGAGCUGCUGGAGCUAAAAACAAACUUAAAUACUUUCUCUACAUGACCCGCUUGAUGGACUUUCAUCAAACUGUGACUGAAUCGUCCUUUGACAGGUCUUUGUCAACUAAGUUCAAAUAGUUCCCACCUGACUAUUUAUGCGCCACCAGAGCGAAAAAUAUAUUAACAUUCUCUGAAGUACAACAAACAUGGUAUGCAGACACCUGGCCUCUGUCGAUUAUUAAACGGUUUCGCCUAACUGGAUUAAGGGGCAACCGGAGCUGAAGAUUAAAAAAAAAACGCAUUUAAACAACUGCUAGAUGGAUAUAAACUUAGCUUGGUCUGGGGUGACGCUUCUUAAGUUUGUUCAAAUGUUCCGUUUUGACCGCAUUUUGGGGACGUCAGCGAGAAAAUAUAUAUCUUUUUUUACAGUUUCUUCUUACGAAAUUACGGAUCAUUAUAAAAUUAAGUUUGUAGCAUCGGAUGGUCGCUUCUUAAUUUCCUUCAUCCUGGCAAUUUUUUCCAUGUUUGUUCAAAAGGUUCAACCUGUUCAGCUUGAAUUCCUUUAUUGGCCGCAAAAAUAAUGAAGAAGAAAGAACUUCAGAUGUUGUCUUCUUCCUUUUACAUAUUCCGAUGUUAAGCAUUAAAGAUAAUAAACAUAUUCAAUCUGUAACGUUUAAUAUAGAUUUCAUAUUUAUGGAAUUGACCGGAAGUUUGCACAGAGUAAAAGAUCAUUACAUUGGUAUUUUCAUAUAUACAUGUGCAUUAUAAUUAGCAUUGCUUAACUGUAAAAGUUUAUUUUCUGGGGAUUAUUUUAUUACAUUCCAUCUUUUAGAUACGUCUGUAAAUGAAAAAAAUAUGCAGGGCAUUAUUCUCAACUUUGCUGUGAUGCCUUGCUAUAAAUAUCGAUUGAAAUGCUAAUGAGCACAUGUAUUGGAAACACAAUUUGAAUACCGACUGUGUAUUGUAAUAAUGCUAAACUAUCUCAGCCAUGACGUGUCCUUAAGGAGAUACGGUCUGUAAAUGAAAAAAAUAUUCAGGGCAUUAUUCUCAACUUUGCUGUGAUGCCUUACUAUAAAUAUCCAUUGAAAUGUGCGGAACUCUUUAAUCAUGGGAAGAUAUCUCAAAAACAAGCACAGGGGCCUAUAUAAUUAUAGACCAUAUAAUAAGUUUAUUCACGACUGUGAGAAAUUUCACUAAAGUCUACAGUGCAGAAACAUUUCUGUUCGUGAAAAUGUUGCCAAAAUUGUAAUUUCCCCAUAG
This is a messenger RNA of Mercenaria mercenaria, 4892 nucleotides long. Its product is annotated as ceramide kinase 1-like. The record is from RefSeq and is a predicted model, not a curated record. Gene Ontology annotation, molecular function: kinase activity. NCBI's taxonomy places the organism in Eukaryota, Metazoa, Mollusca, Bivalvia, Venerida, Veneridae. The coding region runs from base 164 to 1699 and encodes 511 amino acids. The transcript has 13 exons.